Peronospora belbahrii is the source of this 630-nucleotide messenger RNA. The record is from the annotation of a GenBank genome assembly. Lineage: Eukaryota; Oomycota; Peronosporomycetes; Peronosporales; Peronosporaceae.
AUGAUCCGCAAGGCGACAUUCGAACUUGGCCGCUGCAUUCGAGAGACCGGCCAGGCUCUUGAUCGUCUCGGUCUUCGAGUAUUGAAUGACAAUUCGUUUAAGGAAAAGUUCUCUCGCCAUCGUCAGGUCAUGGCGCUGUACGACAAACGACCGAAGAUUGCACAUGACGUAUGGGUUGCGCCAAAUGCCACAAUUGUGGGUGAUGUCGAAAUUUGCAAUGAUGCCUCGGUCUUUUACAAUGUGGUGAUCCGUGGCGACCUCAACCAGGUGCAAACAUUGGUAACGAUGUCACAAUUGGCCAUGGCUGUACGCUCUACUCGUGCACGAUUGAAAACAACGCGCUUAUUGGCAUGGGUGCCAUUAUCCUCGACGGCGCUUUGGUCGAGUCCAACACUAUCAUCGCUGCUGGCAGUGUUGUGCCCCCCUGGACGCCGUGUACCGGCCGGACAGCUCUGGGCUGGUAACCCGGCCAAUUACGUGCGCGACCUCUCAGACGACGAGGUGGCCGACAUCACCAAGCAGGCCAGUGAGUACAAGAGUAUUGCCAGCACCCACAGUGACGAAUUUUUGCCCUACGGCACGGCUUACUUGGAUGCUGAGAAGAUCAAGGCAGCUGGUGGCCACCUGUAG